Messenger RNA from Filobasidium floriforme, 1633 nucleotides. Its product is annotated as DHHC palmitoyltransferase-domain-containing protein. The record is from RefSeq and is a predicted model, not a curated record. The transcript is spliced from 9 exons. Gene Ontology annotation, molecular function: protein-cysteine S-palmitoyltransferase activity. Lineage: Eukaryota; Fungi; Basidiomycota; Tremellomycetes; Filobasidiales; Filobasidiaceae. Gene Ontology annotation, cellular component: endoplasmic reticulum membrane. Bases 201 to 1586 code for a protein of 461 amino acids.
CGAGGGCCGGCCGCCAGAAAUCACGAAAGGAUGACGAUUACAAAAUAGUUCGUUAGGUGCGAUCAAGUCUCUCGAUCUCCUUUCAAUCACACCACACAGCGAUAUCAACGAUAUACGAUAGCUAGAACCACAAUAGCAAUCCUUGAUAGUAGAUCCGGGAGACAGUGAGACAGCUACAUACCCGUUGUCCGGCCUGGAAGAUGGCACCGCGGCCAUCAUUACAGCUGACCGAGAAGAUAUGGGUUGGAGGGACGAUCUUCCUCAUCGCCUUCCUCGUCUACGUACCCCAAAUCUUCAUCGUAUGGCCUUGGUACGGAAGAGAGAUCAGCACGGACCUGUUGAAGCUGCUCGUCCCUUUCAACUUUCUGGCGGGGAUGCUCUUCUGGAACUAUUACCUCUGCGUGACGACCUCCCCCGGCUCCGUACCUCGAGGAUGGCAACCCCCGGACGACCCCGACGCACCCCAAGAACUGAAAGCCCGGACCGCUCAACACCGUUUCUGCAAGACCUGUCGGAUCUACAAACCGCCUCGGGCUCAUCAUUGUCGACGAUGUGGGAAAUGUGUGCUCAAGAUGGACCAUCAUUGUCCUUGGGUCGCCAACUGCGUCGGACAUCACAACCAAGGUCAUUUCAUUAGGUUCUUGAUCUACGUCGAUCUGGCGACUUCUUAUCACUUGGUGAUGAUGGGACGGAGGGUAUAUGAUAUGACCGCAUGGACUUCGCCAGAACCGUCCAACUUCCAGCUCAUCCUCGUGAUCAUCAACCUAGCCACCUGCGUACCCGUAUGGAUGAUGGUAGGCGUGUUUUCCAUCUACCACGUCUAUUGCGCAGCGGGCAACUCGACCACGAUCGAGGGGUGGGAGAAGGAUCGGGUGGCUACUAUGGUCAGGAGGGGAAAGAUUAGGGAGGUCAAAUAUCCUUAUGAUCUCGGAUUUAUCAAGAACAUACAAUCUGUCCUCGGCAACAAUCCGCUUCUAUGGCUCUGGCCGCAACAAGUCCAGAGCGACGGACUUUCCUACCCUGUCUCCAAGACGGCGCAUGUCUCGGAGCAAUUCGUCUGGCCUCCUCAGGAUCCAGAACGGUACCCGAUGCGUCGUCUGCCGUACAGCUCGUCAGCGAGCGCUUUCACUUACGGGAACGGGGAUCUCAACCCCGCCUUGAGACCGAGUUCGUCCCUGAGUACCAAUCUGAGGGCCAGGAAACAUUCGGCCGAGACGCGUGACGAUUUGCAUGGAACGUCUGCGGGUCCACUUCCUCCUCAACUGUCCGGCAGGCCGGGAGCCGGGGAAGAGUAUUCCUCAGGAGAGGAGAGGGACGAAGAGGACAAGACGUGGCGAGAUACGGACGACGAGGCCUCGACACGGAGUUCGCCCGAGCCUUAUCUCUCGGAUUAUGAUGAGGAGGACGAUGUUGACGUCGAAGGUGGUCCGGCGAGACAUCGCCGAGUGAGGGUGAGGAGGGGAAGCGAAGGGUACGAGAUUGCGCCGACGAGAAGAUGGGACGCAGAACUGGAACCACCGGCUCGACUUGAUGACAGGACGGAGAUGCAGGCGAAUGCUGUAGAAUAUCCGGACCAGACGACAUAGAUGUAUUUACCGCAUAUUAACGAUCACAUGACACCCAUGCAUAAUGA